AUGCGACGAAGCGGACUUAUAGCUUCCAACGAAGAUUCUCCGUCGUCAAAUGAGGAGAUUGAAGAGGAGGACAUUUCUGCUAGCGACGAUGGUGAUUCGGACAAUCAAGAAAUCGAUGCCACUCCAAUCCAGCACAAAAAGCGGGCGAAAAGCACCCAUGAUAGUCGGCCAUCGUUUAAUACCAUAGUGGAAACCUCGUUUGAUGCGUACUUCACUUACAAUUCUUCCCGCGCACAAACUUCUACCAAUGUUUUCUCGAAACUGGUUUUGCCCCUUACUCCUGAAGAAUACUCAGAAGCCAUACGCUCAGCGGCCAGCAAUCUGAAGUCGGUGGAGCCUGCCAUACUUGCAGAUGGAUAUCGUACCAAGGUCUUUUCUCGUUGCAUGUCCGAACUCAAGGAGGGUUUCAACAUUCUCUGUUACGGAUAUGGAUCCAAACGGGACAUUCUCAAUAAAUUCGCAACUGAAUGUUGCGCGAAAGCCGGCCACGUCGUUGUAGUCAACGCGUUUCAACCCAAUUUUGUGAUGAAAGAUCUUUUUACUUCGAUCGAAAACGUACCCGGCGUAACAGACCAAGAAUUAACUUCCACGGCUAUCGAGAAACAAGCGCGGAGAAUUUACGACUUCUUCGCAGGGCCAUCGCAAGAACAUCUAUAUCUCAUCAUACACAACAUUGACGCUGCUCCUCUACGUAACCCGAAGGCGGAGGCUCAUCUUUCACUCCUUGCGCACAAUCCACGCAUUCACAUCGUCGCAUCCAUUGACCACAUCAACGCUCCCCUUCUCUGGUCCUCUUCGGAGUCAUCCUCUCGUAAACCUCACGGACCGAUAACCGAUUCUACUACAUCUCGUGGAUUUGCAUGGUUGUGGCACGACCUUACAACACUUGCCUCCUAUGAUUUUGAGCUGGCAUUCGCAGACCGGUCGUCGAUAUCUGGCGCCCAUGGAGGAGGAGUGCGUCGGAAAAACGACGCACUUGCACCGCAGAAUGCCACCGCAAUGAGCGAGACGGCCGCUCGGCAUAUUUUAGCGUCAGUAACGCAAAAAGCGCAGAAGCUAUUCCUACUGUUAGGAAACAAGCAGCUUGAAAGUAUAGAGGAAGCGGGUGACGACGGAGCUAGCGACCUUCAGCAGUUCGCUAUGGCUUACGAUACUCUGUUCAACAACGCCAGAGACAAUUUUAUCGCCACCAACGAUACUGCCCUUCGCUCUCUGCUAGGGGAAUUCAGGGAUCAUGGCUUAAUCGUUUCCGCCCAAGCUGGGUCCGGCAGCGGAGAAGUUUUGUGGAUACCCCUGCGAAGGGAAAGAUUGACCAGCGUUUUACAGACGUUACAAAUUGAUAAGUAG
Molecule: messenger RNA, 1347 nt
Organism: Laccaria bicolor S238N-H82
Lineage: Eukaryota; Fungi; Basidiomycota; Agaricomycetes; Agaricales; Hydnangiaceae
Exons: 1
Coding region: 1-1347 (448 amino acids)
Biological process (GO): DNA replication
Cellular component (GO): nuclear origin of replication recognition complex; nucleus
Molecular function (GO): DNA replication origin binding
Source: RefSeq, a predicted model, not a curated record